Molecule: messenger RNA, 2323 nt
Organism: Dromiciops gliroides (monito del monte)
Lineage: Eukaryota; Metazoa; Chordata; Mammalia; Microbiotheria; Microbiotheriidae
Gene: STK25
Product: serine/threonine kinase 25
Exons: 12
Coding region: 301-1581 (426 amino acids)
Biological process (GO): protein phosphorylation
Molecular function (GO): protein kinase activity; ATP binding
Source: RefSeq, a predicted model, not a curated record
GUGGCGUUCCCGUCCCUGUACCCCACCCCCUCCUAUCUCCUCCGCCGCCCUGGCUUUCUCUAGCUGCAACCGCCGCGGGAGUCGGAGCCGGAGCCGGGGCCGGGGCUCGAAUCGGGGCCGCCGCUGCCCCCGUCCCUGUCAGGCACUGCGGGCUGAGAACGAGGGCCGCCAUGGGGACUCCCGGAGGCGGAGCGCGCUGAGGCCUGGGGCUCCCCGGGGGGCGCCUACGUCCAGGUGGAAAGCCAGUUUCUAGCCGUGAGGACAGACUUGAGGGGACCGGAGGCGGGUCCUCGCCUGGCCAUGGCUCACCUGAGGGAGUUUGCUAACCAGCACUCACGCGUGGACCCCGAGGAGCUCUUCACCAAGCUCGAGAGGAUUGGGAAGGGCUCCUUCGGGGAGGUGUACAAGGGCAUCGACAACCGCACCAAGGAGGUGGUGGCCAUCAAGAUCAUUGACCUGGAGGAGGCAGAGGACGAGAUUGAGGACAUCCAGCAGGAGAUCACCGUCCUCAGCCAGUGCGACAGCCCCUAUAUCACACGCUACUAUGGCUCCUACCUGAAGAGCACCAAGCUGUGGAUUAUCAUGGAAUAUUUGGGAGGCGGAUCAGCCUUGGAUCUGCUAAAGCCUGGGCCUCUGGAGGAGACCUCCAUCGCCACGAUCCUGCGCGAGAUUCUUAAGGGUCUGGAUUACCUCCAUUCGGAGCGGAAGAUCCACCGAGACAUCAAAGCUGCCAACGUGCUGCUCUCGGAGCAAGGUGACGUGAAGCUGGCCGACUUUGGUGUGGCCGGGCAGCUCACGGACACGCAGAUCAAGAGGAACACUUUUGUGGGGACCCCGUUCUGGAUGGCGCCGGAGGUCAUCAAGCAGUCUGCAUACGACUUUAAGGCAGAUAUUUGGUCCCUGGGAAUUACAGCCAUCGAGCUGGCCAAAGGAGAGCCUCCCAACUCCGACCUUCAUCCCAUGAGAGUUCUGUUCCUGAUCCCCAAAAACAACCCUCCCACCCUGGAGGGGCACCACAGCAAGCCCUUCAAAGAGUUUGUGGAAGCCUGUCUCAAUAAGGACCCUCGCUUUAGGCCCGCGGCCAGGGAGCUGCUGAAGCACAAAUUCAUCACUCGAUACACCAAGAAGACCUCCUUCCUCACGGAGCUGAUCGACAGAUACAAGCGCUGGAAGUCGGAGGGUCGGGGGGAGGAUUCCAGCUCUGAAGAUUCUGACAUCGAUGGAGAUGCAGAGGAUGGUGACCAGGGCCCCAUCUGGACGUUCCCCCCAACCAUUCGCCCGAGCCCACACAGUAAACUGCACAAGGGCACGGCCCUGCAGGCCUCACAGAAGUCUGCAGAGCCCAUCAAACGGCAGCCACGGUCCCAGUGCCUCGCCACCCUCGUCCGGCCCGUCUUUGGAGAGCUCAAAGAGAAGCACAAGCAGACCGGAGGCCACGUGGGAGCAAUGGAGGAACUGGAGAAUGCGUUCAGCCUCGCGGAGGAGUCUUGCCCUGGCAUUUCCGACAGACUGAUCGCGCAUCUGGUGGAACGGGUGCAGAGGUUCUCCCAUAGCAGGAACCACCUGACGUCGGCUCGCUGACCGGCACGGGGAGGGAGGCCGGCCGUGGGCCUUUUCCCGACUUUCUCAGAACUGACCUCAAACCCCUCGUGCUCUGCAUCCGGGAACCCUGGGCUCCACGGCUGGCUUUGGACCUUGUCCGGUUGGUGGAGAGCCGUUGUCGUCGUCGUCAUGGUCAUUGUGGUCAUUACUGUUCUAAUCAAAGCUUGUGAAAGGCCGGGAGGAGGCCCGCCUGUGGGGAGGAGGGGGGCGGUCCCGGGCUCCUUCCAGCAGGCUGGCCAUGUACAAGGCCAGAGUGGGGCGGUCAGGGCCACCCGCUUCCCCCUCCCCAGCUUGCUGGGCGGAUGUCGGGAAAGGUGGGAACCUUUGUCAGGGGCCUCCGUGCGGCCCUGCGCCCUCCCUCCGCCCGGGUGCUAGACACGGUUCCUGGGCCAAAGUUAGGGAGCAUGCAGAUGAGGAGGGGUGGGAGCCCUGCUCCCUCCCCCACGCAGGCCAGCCAAGGACAGCUUCCCCUUUCCUCAGCCCCACUCACAGGGUCUCCUGUGGGGCUCGGACCUCGUCUUGUUUGUGAUGGUAGUAGAUGCCUUUGUCGUGUUCUCCCUGUGCACGCCAGAACCACCCAAAAGGAGGGGUUUGGUGGUGGUGGUUUGGUUUGGUUUUGUAAACAGCUAGAACCCUCACUUGUUUCCCUCAGUAUUCAAAGAUUUUGGUUUUCAAAGAGCAUUGAAAGGGAUUGGCCACUUUCAAUAAAGAAAUGACCUGA